ACCGGGCCAGGGUCGGAAGCCGAGCCGCCUUCCCGGCAAUUAGCAGGUUGGGCCCACCUCGAUGUAGGAGGCGCGGAGAAUCGUAGGGAUGGUCUCCGUUGAAGAGGCGUGAACUUUACCGCGUUUGCACGUCGUUUUUAUAUGUUUUCCUCGGAGAAGCGUCAAUGCGUACUUGAAGGUGAGUGUUAAGGCGGUGUCCAGAUACCGUGACUGUCGCCGUUCUGCUCUUUCACCCCCGUCGAAAGUUUCUUGUGAGGAGCCAAGCCAAACCCUAGCCUGCCAUUGGAAAUCUUUUUGAGCCGCUUGAGACCUAGCUGGUGGACCGUGAAUUGUGAGGUAAAAGUACACACUGGGAGGAGUUGGUGGAUCAUAAUUUCCACAUUUUGUGUUGAGCAGCUGAGGAUUUGCAGUCAGGAUGACUAAUCCGGCUGGAAAAGAUGAUUCAGAGCGAGAAAGGGCAGAGACCUCAGACGCUGGGUAUAUUAAUGCUGAAGUAGAACCUGAGAGCUUCCCAUCUCUGACAACUGAAUCUGUGGGCGUGGAUGCCGCUCAAUUGGCUGGCAUAUCCAAUAACGUUGGGAGUUCUGUUGCUGAAGAUGCAACCCAAGAGAUACCCAUGGACAUUGAUAUGCCAUCAGAAUCAACAGUGACUGUUGCUGCCCUGUCUGGUUCUGUUAAUCCGUUGGAGACUGUUUCCGCGCAAAAAGCUGUCGCUGAUACCAAGAAUGAGAAAGAAAAUGAAUUGCUCAACGAACAGAAAGGGGAUGGCGACAGGCAAUUCGAGACAUAUGUAAGUGCUGAUGAAAACAACCAUCACACUGAAGCCCUCUUGUCAGUGAAUCCGGAAGGAUUUGGAGGAGGCAAGCCUACUCAAGCCGAUGGUUUUAACCAAUCCUUUUCCUUUGAUCCAAAUUAUGGCGAUGGAGGUGAUUCUGGAGCGGAGGAAGAACAAGUUGCCUUUAUGAAGGAGCUGGAGAAUUUCUUCAAGGAGAGGAGCUGGGAGUUUAAGCCUCCUAAGUUCUAUGGGGAGGGAUUAAAUUGCUUGAAAUUGUGGAGAACUGUUACUAGGCUGGGUGGUUAUGAUCAGGUAACUUCUUGCAAGCUAUGGCGCCAAGUGGGGGAGUCUUUUAAGCCACCCAAGACUUGUACAACUGUCUCCUGGUCAUUUCGUUGUUUCUAUGAGAAGGCCCUCCUUGAAUAUGAGAAACAUAAAGUCCGUACAGGUGAACUUCAUGUACCCAUAUCCUCCUUUCCAGAGCCUACGACUGUGGACAAUCAGGGUGGUGGAAAUCAAGCAUCUGGCCCAGGAAGAGCCAGAAGGGAUGCUGCAGCACGUGCCAUGCAGGGCUGGCACUCCCAAAGGAUGCUUGGUAAUGGUGAAGUCGGGGAUCCGGUUAUAAAGGAUAAGGUUCCGAUUUCUCUUAUCAAGAGAGAGAAAAAUCUCAAGUCCACUGCUGCUUUCAAGAGGAAAAAAUCAUCAAGCAUGGAGAGGGCGGCUAAAGUUGCACAUUCAAAACUUGGCAAGCCACAAGCGGAUUUAAUGGUCGUUGAUGUUGGAUCUCCAGCUGAUUGGGUGAAAAUAAAUGUGCGAACAAUGAAAGAUUGCUUUGAAGUCUAUGCCUUAGUUCCUGGUCUUUUGCGUGAAGAGGUUCAUGUUCAGUCAGACCCGGCAGGCCGUUUGAUCAUAUCGGGUGAACCUGAGCAGCCUGAUAACCCUUGGGGCGUUACACCUUUUAAAAAAGUGAUCACAUUACCUUCACGGAUUGAUCCUCAUCAGACUUCAGCUGUGGUUACAUUGCAUGGCCAGUUGUUUGUGCGGGCUCCUUUUGAGCAGGUUGAUUUAUAGUUGGUCGGAUAGAUCUUUCCAUUUCUCCACAAUGGAGAGAUUUUGGCACCAUCUUGCUGGCGCUUAAUGUUUAUUUCCUAGGUUAUAGAAUAUAAUCUGGGGCGACUGUCUGGCAAACUGCUCCAGAAGGACUUUGCAGAGAGCUGGAGCUUUACCUGAUGCUUAGAGUUCCUUACAAAUUGGACAGCCCAAAAAAGCAUACACCUGGGAGUUGACCGUUGAGACAAAACAGAAAACUGAUGAAUCAGGACUUUCUUUGCACCAACAUUGUAAAAACCUCCUAGCUUCUUCUCUGGAUACCUAAAUUAUUAUUAGAUGUUCAGUUA
This is a messenger RNA of Phalaenopsis equestris, 2172 nucleotides long. RefSeq names its product AT-rich interactive domain-containing protein 6-like. The transcript is spliced from 14 exons. Gene Ontology annotation, biological process: regulation of transcription by RNA polymerase II. Gene Ontology annotation, molecular function: DNA binding. Gene Ontology annotation, cellular component: nucleus. NCBI's taxonomy places the organism in Eukaryota, Viridiplantae, Streptophyta, Magnoliopsida, Asparagales, Orchidaceae. The record is from RefSeq and is a predicted model, not a curated record. Bases 416 to 1846 code for a protein of 476 amino acids.